CCUGCAAUUCGCGCCGCAACAGCUGUGACAGACAUCGAAAUGUUCAGCGGCAGCGCAAAAGGAGGUACUCUGAAAAGGUCGAGAACAGGUAUGAAACACCCCAAGACCCCCGGUCUGCUGGAGAACAGCCUGUCUCCGUGGGCUGAUGAAGAGGAGGAGGAGGAGGAUGAAGGGGAGAGGACUCUGUCUUUGGAGAGACGGCCUAAGCGUGAGCGGCGUCAGAGCAGUGUGACGCUGUGCAAGGUGUGUAACAUCCAGCUCAACUCUGCAGCCCAGGCCCAGAUCCACUACAACGGCAAGACCCACCAGAGGAGGCUCCGGCAACACAACAAGGCUACUGCCCUGAACGCACACACAGGUACCAUAUCUCAGGCCAACCCCCUCCUGGCUUCCCUAUCCCUCCCAGGACGGCCCCUACAGCCGCAGCUAGACCUCAAGCACUUCCUGCCUUUACGGGUCAAUGGCUCCACCCCCCUCAGCCUGUUCCCCAACUUCAACACGAUGGACCCAGUCCAGAAGGCAGUCAUCAACCACACAUUUGGUGUGGCCCAGCCCAAGAAGAAACAGAUCAUCUCUUGCAACAUCUGUCACCUGCGCUUUAACUCCACUAACCAGGCUGAGGCCCACUACAAGGGUCACAAGCACGCUCGCAAAUUGAAGGCCAUGGACGUUCAGAGGAAUCGACAGAGGGGCCAAGGCUCCACGGCCGGAAAGGAGAAAGAGAGGGACAGGGAAAGAGAGAAAGGGAAAACAGGAGUAAUGGAAACUAUACCAGCACUGCUGGAGACCAGUCUCACAGAGCCAGAAGGCCUCCAGUCCAUUCCCAAACCUGCACAGCUUGAGCUAGAGGACACCCAGGGGACCCGGCUAACACCCACGUCCACCACCAAGUCCCCGCCUCACACAUCAUUGCCGCUCCCCGCUCACGUGUCCCCAGCCUUGCAGCUUUUUGAGCUGACGUCCAACAGAGGCACCACGGAGGGUCCUGGCCCUGCCACCGAUCCAGCUGUUGACAUGGACCAGCCAGAUCCCCUCACGGGCCAGGGAGACUUCCCCAAACUGGGAGAAGAAGAAUCCAAGGAGGGCAAAAAGAGCCCGGAAAAACUGCAGCUCCACUGUCCUAUGUGUAAAGUCACUGUUAACUCCAAGUCCCAGCUGGAAGCUCACUAUAGUGGUUCCAAACACAAGCAGAUGUUGGAGGGGCAGGCUGGCGGACAGGUACGACGCAGGGGCCAGGUGAUGUCAUUGCCCCGGGUGCCCAUCAAAACCAAGCAGCUAAUGAGCAGUAACCGCAUGGGCAUGGUCAACCAGCCGUUUCACUGCAAGGUCUGCGAAGUGUCGGUCAACUCCGAGACACAACUUAAACAGCACAUGAGCAGCAGAAGGCACAAAGACCGUUUGGCGGGAAAGCCUUCCAAGCCAAAGUUCAGUCCGUACACCAAGAGCCAACCUAACCCUGUUUUAGCGACCAAACUAGCUCUGCAGAAACAUCUGCCCAAGACCCUGCCAGCAGGCUUCCUGGCCAGUCAUUUGAACCCAGCCACCUUGUGCACCAUGGCCUCCAGCCCCCUAACCCUCCGGCCGUCACCAAGCCCCUCCACCAUCAUCCAGACCCCUCUGCUCAGCCCCGCACUAUUCAGGCCCGCCCCAGGGCCACUGAGAGCCAUGCAUGCACCUAUUAUCUUCUCACCAUAUUAGCUUACCUUAGCUUGCUAAAACAGCAUUGUUUUUCCCGGACUGAUCUAACUAAUGUUAAACCAGACUGAAAUAACCUGGUUGAGCCUGAUGGCCAAGCUAAGCGGCUACUUAAGAAAAACUAUGCAGUGAGGGCAGCAUACCAGCAUGCGAAGUAUCACAGGCUCAGGUCACUUAAAGAAUCUCUUGUGUGAAUGAAUACCCUUGUGAGAACAAUAAGAUAUGGCUGGGGUCAAUCCCCCACAGCAGGUCUGGACUGGGACUGAAAAAUGGCCCCGGACUUUGAAACGCAGACCAGCCCACGACCGUGUAUUAGUAUUAUUAUAUCUUUAUUUUGUUUGGUCGUUCGGGAAAUCUCCGGACGGACAGUCCGACCAUGCCCCACACUAUCACCCCUCUAAUACACGCUCUCCAAAGACUAUUGACUCAUUCUCCUCGGGAUCUAGAUGCUUUUGGAAGCUAUGAUGACUUUAUUAUGAUAAAUUCUUAGAUUGUGUUAAAAAAAUUGUAUAUUUAUGUUUUGUAUGUUGGUGGGUCUGUUGCCAAUAGUUUCUUUACUGUAGAGUAUUGACAUUGUUGUGCUCUGGGAGUAUAACUUCAGGUUUCCCUUUCCAGUAUUAGUCCAAACAAUACUUAAAGACUAUUUGACUUGUGUUUGUUGUUUUAAUAAUCCAGAGAGCUGUGUUAAUAUCUUAAGGCCAUUCCCUUAUGACUGGUUGUAGUCUGGCUGUAGCUUGAAAAACAUAUAAGCUUGAAGAAACUACAGACCUACAUCUAACUUGUCAGGGGACACAGAAGAAAAUUCAUAAUGAGAUAUGCCGUAGGCUAACACUGAAAUGGCACAAUAUGCUGAUACAGAGAGAUGUUUGUUUUUUUGGGCACAAUUGAUAAACUGACAGUACAUCUUUGUUAAACUGCUAAACUGAUUUAGGGUAGCAACACUGGUUAAGGUUUGUGUUAGAAUGAGGCUUAUAAUGUUUUUUGAUUGUUAGUUUUGAUGGUUAGCAUUUCAGAAAAUAAAGUUCUAGCAGAAAGACGAGCAAAGGUUUUCCCACUAAGUUCUGCCCUUUCCAUAACUCUGUCUCUCUUUCUCUCUCUCUGUCUUUGUCUGCACAUGAAAUCUUUAUACAAUCAGCCGCCAUAGAAAAAAGAGACCCACAGUUCACUGACAUAUGGCUGGCUUUGGUCCAAAAUGUGCAAUAUAGAGCCUGGGUAUCAUGUUGGCUGGCUCACAAAUCUGAGUGUUUUCACAAAAUAAUAAAGAUAAUGUAUUUUAAAGCUGCUAUCACCCCUUCUGUAACCUCAUCUCCUUUUGCUGUGCAGAACUUUUAAAACCUAAGCAAUAUUAUGUGUUUUGAAGUUGUAUUUAAAUGUCAAAUGUUGAAUCUCAUGGGUAGCCUAAUUGCCCAUCCAUUGCAAUACUGUACAGUAUUAUUGGUCUCGAUUAUGUCUA
Molecule: messenger RNA, 3148 nt
Organism: Hypomesus transpacificus
Lineage: Eukaryota; Metazoa; Chordata; Actinopteri; Osmeriformes; Osmeridae
Product: zinc finger protein 385C-like
Exons: 9
Coding region: 40-1698 (552 amino acids)
Cellular component (GO): nucleus
Molecular function (GO): nucleic acid binding; zinc ion binding
Source: RefSeq, a predicted model, not a curated record